This is a messenger RNA of Eucalyptus grandis, 6128 nucleotides long. Its product is annotated as splicing factor-like protein 1. The record is from RefSeq and is a predicted model, not a curated record. Gene Ontology annotation, cellular component: nucleus. NCBI's taxonomy places the organism in Eukaryota, Viridiplantae, Streptophyta, Magnoliopsida, Myrtales, Myrtaceae. The transcript has 3 exons. Gene Ontology annotation, molecular function: zinc ion binding; mRNA binding. Bases 1 to 2904 code for a protein of 967 amino acids. Gene Ontology annotation, biological process: regulation of mRNA splicing, via spliceosome.
AUGGCGGGACCUCUAGAGAAAAAUGGCAUCCCAGUGCAGAUUAUCGAGCAAGUGCACAGCUUUCCUAAUCCUGGGAGCCAUUGGGUCUACGAGCUGAUCAGGACCAUCGUAUGGAUUCAUGAGACCGAGGAUGUUAGGGUACCAGAUAGGUUUAGGGCAUGGUUCCGUUUUGGGGCUAAUGGCUUUAGGAUUGGUCCACUCGAUAGUUUUGACAUUCCAUUGGCUGUGGUGGAUGCUAUUUUGAGUGAAUGUGUAGCUGACCUUCCUGAUGGUAAGGUGGACAACCCAUCGUCUCCGAACCUAGUGCAGUCAGAUGUGGAGGACGUGGGAUCGACAAACGAGUCCGACUUAACUCCCACACGCAUAUUCAGUUUGCCUCCGAUCGAUCGAAACCUCUUUCGCCUCCUCCCUUCGUUCCCUCCUUCCUUCGGGUUCUGCAAUUACCCGACCCGACCCGAACCGACCCGUUCAGGUACUCAUGGAGCCGCCGCACGAAAACGCCGCCGCCGCGUAUCCUCCUCCGCCGCCGCUCCCUCCGUCCGGAACCCUAGACUCCCCGCCGAUUACCCGCCCCCGCCGCCCCCUCCGGAGUCGCAAUCGUUCGAUUACUACUACGGUGCGGUUAAUCAGCAGCAGAAUCCAGCGCACGGCGCUCCUCCAAACCCCAACGGCUCGCUCGGCAACGGCCACUUCCUCGCCUCCGAGAACCAGCACCCCGGCCCCAGGCCGGAGAUCGCGAAGGUCGUCCUGUCCGACGGCGGCGCGAUCACGAACACCCACAGCGGGACCGAUAAGGACGCCUCGGGAGGCGAGGAGGAGACGACCAGCCGGAGGCGCCGCCGCAGCCGAUGGGACCCGCCUUCCGAAUCGAACGAGCAGAGCGGCGGCAGCGGGGUGGGCAACGACUCUGGGAGCGGCACGAGGAAGCGGAAGUCGCGAUGGGCGGAUGACGAGCCGAAGCUGCCCACGAUUCAGCUUCCGGAUUUCAUGAAGGACUUCACUGGAGGUAUCGAGUUUGACCCUGAAAUUCAGGCCCUUAAUGCUAGGCUGUUGGAAAUUAGCAGGAUGUUGCAGUCGGGUUUGCCGUUAGAUGAUAGGCCCGAGGGAGCUCGCUCCCCUUCUCCGGAACCUAUAUAUGAUAAUAUGGGGAUUAGGAUCAAUACGAGAGAGUAUCGUGCUCGUGAGCGUCUGAACAAGGAGAGACAGGACAUUAUUACACAGAUUAUUAAGCGGAAUCCAGCGUUUAAGCCCCCGGCUGAUUAUAGGCCUCCCAAGCUACAGAAGAAGCUGUACAUACCGAUGAAAGAGUACCCCGGUUACAAUUUUAUUGGACUUAUAAUAGGACCUAGGGGCAAUACCCAGAAAAGGAUGGAACGUGAAACUGGUGCAAAGAUCGUCAUUCGUGGAAAAGGUUCAGUGAAAGAGGGUAGGUUGCAGCAGAAGAGGGAUUUGAAGCCUGAUCCAGCAGAGAAUGAGGAUUUGCAUGUUUUGGUGGAAGCGGAGACACAGGAGGCACUAGAUGCAGCUGCAGGGAUGGUGGAGAAACUGUUGCAGCCUGUUGAUGAGGUUCUAAAUGAACACAAGAGACAGCAGCUCAGGGAACUUGCUGCAUUAAAUGGGACCAUAAGGGAUGAGGAAUUUUGUAGGUUAUGUGGGGAACCGGGACAUAGGCAGUAUGCGUGUCCUUCACGUACUUCUACAUUUAAGAGUGAUGUGCUUUGCAAAAUCUGCGGUGAUGGUGGACACCCUACUAUUGACUGUCCUGUGAAGGGGACUACAGGCAAGAAAAUGGAUGAUGAGUAUCAGAACUUCUUAGCUGAGCUUGGAGGCACCAUGCCUGAGUCUGCCACCAAGCAUAGCAGUACUUUGGCAAUUGGUGCUGGGACUGCUGGCAACUCUGGAAGCAACCCUCCUUGGGCUAAUGGUGCUGGCAGCACUGGGACAAGUUCACACCCUGGUUUAGGAUCAAACCCUGUUAAGCUUUCCAAAGAGUAUGAUGAUACAAAUUUGUACAUUGGAUACUUACCACCAACACUUGAUGAUGAUGGUUUGAUUCAGUUAUUCUCGCAGUUUGGGGAAAUUGUGAUGGCUAAGGUUAUCAAGGACCGUGUUACUGGACUGAGUAAAGGAUAUGGUUUUGUUAAGUAUGCAGAUGUUCAGAUGGCCAAUGCUGCUAUUCAAGCCAUGAAUGGUCAUCGGCUUGAUGGGAGAACCAUUGCUGUAAGAGUUGCAGGGAAGCCUCCCCAACCUACUGUGCCUCCUGGCCCUCCUUCGUCAACCGUGCCCACAUACCCUGUGCCAACACAACCAUUGGGUGCAUACCCCUCGCAGCAAUUCACGGCAGGUGGUCCUCUACCACCUGUUCCUCCUGGGGGCUAUACGGCAACUCCCGUUCCAUGGGGGCCACCUCUACCACCUCCUCCUUAUGGCUAUCCUCCUCCAUCGUAUAUGGGUCCUGUUCCCAUCCCUGGCCAACCCAUGCCUCCUUAUGGCAUGUCUUAUCCUCCCCCUCCACCAUCAGCACAGCCAGUUCCACCGGGUGCUCCGCCUCAGACGGCUCCUCCUGCUGAAGCACCACCGAGCUACCCGCCUGGAGUUCAAUCUGAAAACACUAGCUCUUCUCAUUCUGCUCCUGUUAGUGCAUAUGGAACAGCUCCUCCGAUGAUGCCUCAUGGUGCUCAGCCAAUAUAUGCUGCAUCUUCUAUGGGUUAUGCACCAUAUUAUGGUGCUUAUCCUCCCCCGGCUCCUGCACCCACUUCGAAUGCUGAUCCUUCUCAGAGCAUUGCAAAUGCACCUUGGGCAUCAAAUCCUCCUCCUCCACCACAGCCACCUGCAUCUUCCUCAGAGCAGACAUCAUUUGGUGGAGAUGCAGAAUACGAGAAAUUCAUGGCACAGAUGAAAUGACGUGGGUCCUGUUCUGUCAUUCUACCCAAAUGAAAGGAGUGAUGUUUCUUGGAGCUCUUGUCAACCUGAUUUCUUACCUCUUGCGAUUAUUGGAAGUUUGGGACUCACAUCAUUAACCUUGCUGUGCUGUUAUGACAUUGCAGAAAUUGGACAGGAAAUUCGAUCUACGCAGAUGUAAAGGCCAUAUUUGUUUCUUUUGAUAUCUGAACCUCCUCAGGACUUAAUCUUUUGGCUUGUUGCUGAUAUAUUUUAUUUUUUGAGUUUGUCAAAAUUUAGACAUAUCAAGUUGAUGGGAUCUUGCUUAUUAAACUGUCUUUGGAUCUGUUAACUGCUUUCAUAUAACUUGUUUGUGUUGCCUAGUUUAGCCUGUUUCUGCAUUAGGAAAGAUGCCUAUUCUGCAGUGACCAUCUUUUAUCUCAUCCCCUUGCCUUUGAAGACAUUGAUGCUUGCCCUUUUCACAUCUUUCGAGAUGGUAGUUCUCCUUAGAAAUUGAAGGUAUAUGCUCUUUUCACAUCUUAUAUGAUGCUGAUAUCUUGAUUCUUUAUGUAGUAGGUAUAAUGGCAUAUAUUCCUAAUCUUUUUUACUUGGAGGGAUUGGGGUGGUCAGGAACAUGUUUGUCUCUGUGGAUAAUGGACAACAUUACUUAGAAAAUUGAUUCUUCACACAUAUUAGGGAAUAGUACACCUUUGGACCCUCAGAUAAGUUGUCAUUUCCAUUCUUGUCCUACUACUUUUCAUGUUAGUCUUUGACCAAUUGUUCUACGGAUUUCCCAUCCUUAGUGGGCGCCUUCAUUUUGGUCCUUAAGCUGGCCAAAAUUGUAAGUAAAAUGGACUGAUCUGAUGGCAACGCAAUUGGUGGGGUACUAAAUUUAGUGAGUGUACAGUAUGAGGAUUAAAAUCGAAGUACUUGCUUAAUCUAAAUAGAUGGAAAGCAUAAAUCUUUAAGUCUAGGAAAAUAAUUGAAGUGUUUAACCUGCAUAAGGUACAAAACACUUUUCAAAAAGAAUAAGGUUCUGGGAUAGAUCAAAUGGAAAGGAUGAUUUGUACAGCUGGUGGUCUGGUUAAUGCUUUUUAAGUAUGUGAGAAUCAUCAUUUAUUUAUGUUGAAGAGCUCUAUGAAUGACAGACUAAGAAUAAGAAGGGGAACUUAAGCAAUCUGCCUUGCAGUUGUUUGUUGUCAUAGAAAAUUUUGGGCCAUUUGCUGUUUCGAUAUGCUUUUGGAAGUAUGAAAUGUCUUACCCUAACAAACUGACAUUCUUGGACAAGGUUUUGUUUUUGGUUUUUUUUUGGUUCUUUUUGUUUUUUUCCGGGUAGAGGUAAAUUUCUCUUAUUAAUGUUUCAACAUGUUCCAGAAUGAAAUCUAUCUAUUUAUGCCAAAACCCCCAUUUGUCUCACUUUGGCAUUCUCCAUUAAUUCCCAAUUUUUUUUUGUCCGUUAAUUCCCUUAUGAACUUAUUUUUCUAAUUGUAAAUCAAAGAGGAAAAAAGGUAAAUUUAACCAAAGGAAAAUGAGAAAGUGCACUUAGUAAAAUUACUUAGUUGUUCUUAUAGCUUAAUCAAUCUCUGCACUUUAUGUGAGGAAUUUUGAAUUUUUUCUCAUUUUUUUAAAAUUUAAAUAAAUGUUUAUUUUCAGCUAUUGAAAAAAUAGCAAAAUAUUUAUCUAAUCUUUUCUUUUGAGAAGAGAAUUUGAGCGGUAGGAAAAAAACGGAUGGGUUAUUAUUCGGUUUAAUGUGUAAAAAAAAAAAAAAAAUUCCGUAUACUUUUGUUGAAUCAUUGACAUGUGUGAUUGUAGUUAGUUUUUUGACUGAACUUUUCUACAUAUCAACCAUUUAAUGUUGAAUGAGUUAUUUAUUAUUAUUAUUAUUUUCACAAUGUCAGUGGACCUAAUAAAAAUUUUAAAAGAUCGUUUUUUUUUUUUUUUUUUUGGUGAAAUUAAAGUUAUGACUUUAUAAUUACCUUACAAUGUUGUACGAGAAUGAAACCAAUUGCACUUGAAAACUAGUUGUGAGAAAUAAAAACAUCAUUUUCAUGUACUUAGGGAGUUUGUUUUUAAACAUGAGUGUGAUCCCAGGAACUUAGUGGUGCUGAUACCUUAUGGCACUCCUUGCGUUUAUAUUUUUCUUCAAGAAUGUGAAUUACACGACUUGGCUUUUAGUAACACAUGUCUGUAGACAUCCAAAAUGGAUAGAACUGUGGGCUUGCAUUGUUAUGACUUCCCUUGAUCCACAGCUAGUACUAAAUGGAAAGUUCCUUUUGGUGCCCUGCAUUUAUUGCUUGGUCUCGCCCUUUGAGUUAAUUAUUCAGGUGCUAGUUUUGCUACAUGUGGCAUGUUGGUAAGAGUCAGUUCUGGAGAUACUUUUAUGCUUGACGCUGUUAAUUUUGACACUUACGUCUUAAGCUUUAUAAUGUCAUUCUUAAUCUGACGUCUCUUUUUUAUGUAGAUUGCUAUGGAUUGCCAGGUGGUUGGUUAUUGAUGGGUUGAGCAUAGUGUCUUUAAGUAGGUGGUGUAGAUGGCAGUGAUGGUUGGUAUUAGAGGAGUUUUAACUGACUUAACAAGGUCACCGCAAUAUUCAUUUUUUGGAUGAAUAGUUCCUUUGUAGAUAUCCCAGAUCCAGGAUUCCCGCAGAUCAAUCCCAGGGUUUCUCCUUAAGGAGAAAUCAUCCUUCAGCAGGAGAUAUGCUAGUCCUAAUCCUGAUCUCCGACUCAUCUCAUGCAGGUUUCAUUGUCCAAAUUGCAUGUCUAAUAUCGUAUUGACAUAAAAUGGGCUUGUGAGUUGUUUGCUCUGAUACAGUAUCCGUGGCCCUCGUCAAAGGAGUCUGAGGUUCUACCGCAUAUGGGUGCUCUUUAUCUUGUCCGUUGCUCUUUGCGAUGGCAAUGGACUACCCCAUCGCAGACUAUUACCAGUUGACUUACUAAGAUUUUGCUGUGAACUUGGUCAGCCUAAGAAUUGUAUGCUGCUUUUGAGGAGUUGGCCGCUUCUGGUCAUAGUUGGAUCUUGUGGGAUCCAGCUGAUGGAUGGUCGUGUAGCAAUCUCUAUUCUAGGGAGGUUUGCUUCGAGGCUGACCCUGAUGUUGGAGCAGUGGAUUUUUCUUGGCAUGCUGCGGGCAAUAUAAUGGUCCUCCGAGGAAUGGAUCCUCGGGUUACAACGAAUCGCAACUUCUUGCAAUUUUCCGUAACUCCUAUGUAAAAAAUGUCGUAAUAGAUGAUAACUCGCAGGUUUUACGAUCA